UGAUGUAUGCAUUUAAAUAAAUUAUUGAAUACAGUUUCUUCAAAACAUUGUUUAAACGUUUUAAACGUUUUUAAAACGUUUUUAAAAAUUUGUUUAAACGUUUUAAAAACAUUAUCUGCAAAUCAUGACCCAAGAUUAUGCGUAUUAAUUUGCAUACAACGUUAAAUACGACAUAUUUGAAAAUAUUACAUGUUACUGAAUGUAGUUGUAAUAAUAUGAUAGUAAUAAAUUUAUGCUUGCUGAUAAUGAUCAAUCGGUAUAAUUUAACAUGUACAAUUUUUAUUACAAGGAUGGCAGUGUCACACAUAAUAUAAAAUAAUUAAAUAAAUGUCACCUUUAUCGUACCAAACCUUUUGUAUUUGCAUGCUUCCAAUCUUGCAUGAUGAUGAUAAUAAUUAAUGAAGAUGAUGACUCACGUAAUAUUUUUCCACGUAUAACCGAGAGAGCAAAAUUACAUUCUCACCGAAGCUCUCGUGCAACAACGCCGUUUUUAUCUAUCACUGAAUAAUCGUCGCGAAUAUAUUAGUUUGAAAGACAUAAGAACUGUUUAGUGCGAGUUAUAAAUAUUUAUUCCUUUGCGUAUUCUGCGUAUUAACACUCGUUAUUCAAGCAAUCAAAUUUUAUAAACACUCAGCCGUUGUCUACUCGCACCUAUCAUUGGUACGCAUUUUAUAUUCAUGCGAGACGUGUCGCAAGUGCUUGACAUCUACAAAAACUCGCGUGGCCGUUUAACGAUCAUGCGAUUCGACCAUGGGAAACAGACGACUGUGCGGAACAGUAUCUAAAAUAUUAAUUUAUCUAUAACCGACAUUUAUCACAAGAAAAAAAUCUUUCGAGGGAGGUCUCGAAAUUCAGACAUCGUGCCGACCACUUGUACGAGAAGUAUGGAUCACGAUAGAAAUUACUAUUAUGAUAUCUGUAAAAGGUAUUUGAUGCUGGUUGGUCAGUGGCCUUAUCAAACGUUCAAAGGGAGUUUAUUUGGGUGGAUUAUUUUACUCAUUAUGUAUAUUAGCGCGUAUGUUACACAGAUGGCAAAAUUUGUCGUAUGCAGUAAUAUGGAAUGUAUUUAUGAAACUUUAACUCCACACAUGGUGACUAUUAUGGUCAUGGUGAAAGUUUGUACGUUUCAGUUUAAUAGCAGAAAAAUUAAAGAUCUCACUGAUCGCUUAUUCGCAGACUGGGAUAUGCUCGAAACUAAGGAAGAACACAAUAUUAUGAAACGAUAUGCCGAAAAUGGCAGGUGGUACGCGCUGAUGUACGGCACGUACGUUUACGUAUCUGCUUUUUCGUUUACAUCAAUGUCUCUCAUGCCACGCAUUUUGGAUGUUGUAUUUCCGUUGAAUACUUCCCGUCCUAUAAUGUUACCAUAUCCAGCAUACUAUUUCAUUGACGAUGAACAGUAUUUCUACUACAUUUAUUUACAUAUGUUAGUUGCCAGCACUGUGGGUAUGACGGGAAUAAUCGCGCACGAUAGCAUGUUUUUUGUUUUCAUCGAACAUAUAUGCGGUCUUUCCGCCGUUGUUGGAUUUAGAUUUGAGCAUGUGUCAUAUAUACGUAAUAAUACGGAUAAAGAUUUGAUCUACUAUUCAGGUAAAGAUCUAAUCUAUUGCUCGAAUGACAAAUAUUAUAAAAACGUUGCGUCUUCAAUUCACGCUCAUCAACAAAUUUUGAAGUUUGCUAAACUUCUCGAAGAUACUUUUAUGAUAGCGUUUGCUGUGCAACUUUUGAUAAUUACAAUCGCCUUGAGCGUUGCCUUAUUACAACUGUCGGCGCAAUUGCACGAUUUACCAGAAGCGACGAGAUACGUCGUCAUGAUUAUUGGUCAAUUGUUACACUUAUUCUGCUUAAGCUUCCAAGGACAACAGUUAAUAAAUCACAGCCUCGAAACUUGCGACAAAAUAUUUUGCAGCUCGUGGUUUAACAUACCCGUAAAAGAACAAAAGCUGCUCCUGUUUGCAAUGAAAAAGAGCAUAGAACCUAAUAUUGUGACUGCUGGCAAAAUAUAUGUGUUUUCUUUAGAAAGCUUCACAAAGGUGGUGCAAAGUUCGGUGUCGUAUUUUACGUUACUAUCAUCCCUAGACGAGUCGUGAUUAAUCAAGAAUGGUUAUGCCAGCAUGCAGUAAAAUAUCCCUGAAACAUUCCACAGGAGUAUAAUAUUACUAAUUACAUAUAUAUAUAUAUAUAUAUAUAUAUACAUAUAUAUAUAUAUAAUAAAAUGAUGUUUAUAUUUGCUAUCACAUUUAAAAUUUUAGAAGUACAAUUUAAAAAAAAAUAAAAUUUAAUUUUAUUGUUAAGCGAUCAAAAGUUUUUUUCUUUCAUCUUUUCCUGAAAUUCUCAUAUCAGACACAAGCUUUCUACAUAUAUAUAGAAGGAAGAUUUUGCUUCACUAUUUUAUUCUGAUUGAUACGUGCUGUUUGGAGGAAGUUUUGAA
Molecule: messenger RNA, 2431 nt
Organism: Solenopsis invicta (red fire ant)
Lineage: Eukaryota; Metazoa; Arthropoda; Insecta; Hymenoptera; Formicidae
Product: odorant receptor 13a-like
Exons: 9
Coding region: 885-2090 (401 amino acids)
Biological process (GO): detection of chemical stimulus involved in sensory perception of smell; sensory perception of smell
Cellular component (GO): plasma membrane
Molecular function (GO): olfactory receptor activity; odorant binding
Source: RefSeq, a predicted model, not a curated record